AUGGAGUCAAGCAGCCAACCAGAGUCGGAAUUUGAUGAACUCUAUGGAAAUUGGGAAGGAUGGAAGCUACAUUCAGGACAAAUCAAGCUAUGGUUCAAAACUAUAUUCGAGAUGGCAGAGUCUUCGAAGGAGUUCAGGAGGACCGACGCAACUUUAAGAUCCCAGCUUCACGCCCUCUCUCGCCUCUUUGGCCUACACUCCAAAUCCACUGGUACAGGCCACGAUCGCUUUAUAACAAUCACAAAACCACCCAACUGGACACCACCAGCCACACUCCCAUACACAGUACCACUCGAUAUAGACUUGAAUGAUACCAAAGCUAUACCAGCAAACGAUCAAGCCUUCCAAACAUACUAUGCAUCGUGGAAUGGCUGGGCAGCACGAAAACCAGAAAUCAAACAUAUAUUCCGUCACUUCUUUGCCAGCAACGAGGACUCUGUCAUGGUGUCUGACCUGACGCCUGCACAGCUUCAUGAGAUACGUCAUACGACAAUACCACUCGGCUUAACUGAUCGUCAUGGGUCCAGGACUUGCGACGUUAUUAUUAGUAAAGUCAAUAACUUUUGCUAUAAGGUGCCGGAGUUCGCUACGCCGUUUCCGUCAUUGAGCUCAUUGAGGAGGAAGAGUCAGCAUCCUGAGAGGGCUGGACAGCGUGAAUUGUUGGAUGGUAUAUUGCCUGAUUUGAAAUGGAUCAUAUGUACAGAUUGCUGGGAUGCUGAUCCGUAUUUGAAGGGAUAUAAACGUGAAACGUAUGAUAAAUUGUAUAUGGAUGGUUUCUUUGAUGACCCAGAUUGGUUUGACUAA
Synchytrium microbalum is the source of this 804-nucleotide messenger RNA. RefSeq lists its product as uncharacterized. The coding region runs from base 1 to 804 and encodes 267 amino acids. Gene Ontology annotation, molecular function: nucleic acid binding. The transcript has 4 exons. Lineage: Eukaryota; Fungi; Chytridiomycota; Chytridiomycetes; Synchytriales; Synchytriaceae. The record is from RefSeq and is a predicted model, not a curated record.